Molecule: messenger RNA, 5170 nt
Organism: Menidia menidia (Atlantic silverside)
Lineage: Eukaryota; Metazoa; Chordata; Actinopteri; Atheriniformes; Atherinopsidae
Source: the annotation of a GenBank genome assembly
GUUCUGGUGAGACCAUGAACAUCAGGAUCGCGGGCUGGCUGGGGUCACGUUGAUGCCGGUAGGUGUUCCCUACUUGUCCCAGCACCACCUGCUUCUGCACCACCUCCAGCCCCCCCGGGUGCCAUGGCUAUGAGUAGGGACCCUGGCUGUGAGAGGCUGGAGCCCGACUCUGCCUUACAGACGCAUAGUCUUACAGACAUCAUGGCUGCCAUGACGACAAAAGACGCCGGCGGCUCGGCCGCUAACGGCGUGAAGAACGGCAAGUCAGAGCCCGAAGGGACUCAAGCCAAGAGGACCCCGGCAUCACGUCCUCACUUGACCGGGAGGAAGCUGUCGCUUCAGGAGAGGGGCACUUAUGUUUCUUCGAGCCCUGGAGCAGGCUCCACACACGUCUCACCUCGUGUGGCUCGCAGACCCACGGUGGAGUCUAAAAGGGUGUCCAUAUCAGAUACUCAGGAUUGCAUCCAGUUGAACCAGUACAAACUGAAGAGCGAGAUCGGAAAGGGCUCCUAUGGUGUGGUCAAGCUCGCCUACAAUGAGGAUGAUGACAAACAUUAUGCCAUGAAGGUUUUAUCCAAGAAGAAGCUGAUGAAGCAGUGUGGAUUUCCCCGUCGCCCACCUCCAAGAGGACCAAAAGCAGUCCAAGGAGAGCAGCCCAAAAUCUUAGGACCUCUUGAGAGAGUCUACCAAGAGAUUGCCAUCCUUAAAAAACUGGACCAUAUAAAUAUAGUCAAGCUGGUGGAGGUGCUGGAUGACCCAUCGGAGGACAACCUGCACAUGGUGUUCGAGCUGAUGCGUAAGGGUCCAGUGAUGGAAGUACCGGCAGACAAUCCUUUUUCCGAGAAGCAAGCGCGCUUAUACUUCAGAGACAUCAUCCUGGGGAUCGAGUACUUGCACUACCAGAAGAUCAUCCACCGGGACAUCAAGCCCUCUAACUUGUUACUGGGGGAUGACGGCCACGUGAAGAUCGCAGACUUUGGCGUGAGCAACCAGUUUGAGGGCAACGACGCGUUGCUGUCCAGCACGGCUGGCACGCCUGCCUUCAUGGCGCCAGAAACUUUGUCAGAGAAACGAAAGAGCUUCAGUGGAAAAGCGCUGGAUGUGUGGGCCAUGGGGAUUACCCUCUACUGCUUCGUCUUCGGAAAGGCAAGUCUGAGCGCUUUUCUGUCUCUCGCUCGCUCAUCAGCAUCUGGUCCAGGAACGGCUCCAGGAAAUUCUGAGCUGGGUGUUGAUUACAGCGACUUCCCUGCUCGUUACCGGCACCCUUGCCCUUUUAUUGACGAGUACAUAUUGGCUUUGCACAAUAAGAUAAGGACCAAGCCUGUGGAUUUCCCAGAAACCCCGCAGAUCAGCGAAGAGCUUCGGACUCUGAUCUUGCGGAUGCUGGAUAAGAACCCAGACACGAGGAUCACCAUCCCCGAGAUCAAGAUGGAUCAGUGGGUGACUCAGGGCGGCGCUGACCCCUUGCCAUUAGAAGAGGAGCACUGCUCCGUGGUGGAGGUGACGGAGGAGGACAUCCAGAACUCGGUGAAGUUCGUUCCCAGCCUCUCUGCUGUGAUCUUGGUGAAAGCGAUGCUGCGGAAGCGCUCCUUCAGCAACCCCUUCGAGUGCCCGAGUAGGCGAGAGGAAAGGUCCAUGUCUGCGCCGGGCAGCCUGCUCAUGGACUCGUGGCCCUUCCGGCCCUCUUUAAAGCGUCACCCCUCCCACAGAAAGAGCAGCACGGGAGACGGGCCCAGAGAAGCCGAGCUGGAGGACCUGCAUGAAGACGAGCCCUCCUCCUGAGCAUCAGUGGCUCCUCCUGAAAAGGGCUCCGUCAGCUUUGCGUCCCUUUGCUCAGAACCUCAUCACACACACUCCACAAGAACACCACCCAGCACACCUCCAGUCUCUAGAACACAAAACUUUCAGAGCUAAAGUCUCAUCCCGUUCUCCGUCUGCUCUGCGGAGCCUGUGGGCCUCCAGUUAGCACCACCUGCUCCGCCGCCUGCUGUUUGGAUCAUCACUCGUUCAAAUGAAUGUUUCUGGAAAACGCAUUUAUCGGCCGGCAUUGCACUGGAAAGAAAAAAUCAGGCUUUUUUUUGCUUUUUAAAAAACAUUUUUUUACUUCUAUGCAUGGAGAAUAACCUGUCCACGGCGUGGAGAGGAGUCCUCUAUUCAUCUCUCAUCUGGCUGACCACCACAUGAGCAGGACUUCAGUGAACUUCGAGGGCUCUGGAUUUCCGCCGGAUCUCUUCUUUGCAUAUUGUACAUAGAUGUCUGUAGGUGUCUUCUGUGUUGCUGUGGCUGCCCUUUUCUCAUAUCUGUGCAAUGUAGGAAGUUAAACUCUGAAACAGGGUACUGAGGGCUGAAUUCCCUCCCAUGCUGCCUUCAGGGCCGGCAGGAAAAAGCUGUCUGAGGGGAACCGAGGUUCUGCAGCACACCCGAGUGUGACUCUCCCUGCUGAGCGAUGCAGAAUACUGAUGUCUCCUCUCCAUUUUAGCUGUAACUCUUCCCGUUUUUAUGUCAUUAAGUUUAACUCUGCUCUCUGAUUUUAAAGGUAUUGUAAGAGAAAUUGAAACAUUUUACAGUUUGCUUUAUCAGACGGGGAGUCUCUACAUUUUAGAUAAUACAGUUCUUUACUUCUUUGUUCUUGUGCAACACCUUUGGUGGCGCUUUGUAAUGCUGUGUUUAAAUGAACUUUGUCAACUUUUACGAGGUCAUCAAAGGUUUGGGAAAGGAGUAUUUCACCCUCUAACCCUUUCAGAGGUCUCUACUAGCUUUCGAUAAAUUAACUUGAAAUGAAUAAUCAUUAACUCGGAGCUAAUUAUUCUGGCGUGCACAGUAAGUCAUUCAAAUUGUCCACAUGCCAAGGACAGCAAUCCAAGUUCAAAUGUCUUACUUUCUAAAGCAACUUCGAUUCAAUCUGAAUUUUUUUUUUAAUCCGUCUAAACAAAACUAACCCUUAAUUCUAAGAUGACACAUGAAUGAAUCUUUUGGAGUUUCAGUGUAACAUUUUCUCAGAUUGAACAUAUGUAUCAUAUGCAGCAUUUGUCCUUUUUGAUUUUGCAAUCGUUGAUGACCAUCAGCUUUUUUUUUUAAGUGUGUGAUAAUGAAUGAAAAUAUUAAUAAAUCAGUUUCCAGUUUAAACCGCUGUGGAGUUGGCAGAAAAAGGUGAAACACCAGAUCUUAACUCGUUUAACACACGUUUAUCUCCUCUGGUAGUUUCCACACAGACUCUAAUAACCUCCAAAGUCAUUCCAGGCCGGUAUGCUACACUGUAACACUAUAGGACCAGAAAGGACAUCAUCCUGUCAUUCAGGACAGUCUGACUAAAAAAGUUUGCGGUUUCUACUUGUUUCUGCCAACUAUAAUGAGCCCCGGGGUCAUUUCCUCUGCAGCAGAUUGGCUUUAGGUGGAUGUUUUACGCACUUCUGUUGUGAUUCUUUCCUCUUUUGGGGGCCUGGGGGCUCAGCCCUGUGAGCGACAGGCUGCAGACAAACACACUUCCCUUCCCACUUGAGUGGCGUCCCCUGGGUGGCUGAUUAGAGACGUGGCGUGCGACGCCUUGCAUUUCCUCCAUUAGCAUUGACCUCAGUCCUCUGCAGAGGGGGAUGAAACCGACGCCCAGACGACAGACAGUUUUACACUUAUCGUUUAGCGCCAGUGUUUAGAAGUUCCCAUCCACAGGGGCGUCAAACCAUAGCCGCUGCUUACAUUAGAGAAUCAGCAUCAUUAUCAUGUGAGAGUGACAGAAUGUAAAGCUUUUUCUCUGCUCUAUUGAGCGCAGUAGGAGUUGGAUUAUGUCAUCUUGGCCUUCAGUGAAGGGCUGUUUAAACCAAAAGGAGCGACCUGCUGUUUGUAUUGACUUAAAACCUGCUCUAGAAGUAGCCGUUGCCCUUUGUCCACGUCGGCUCAUGACUGUGGGGGCGCUCAGGCCUCGCGUUCUUCUCUUGUGUGUUUCAGUUAUUUAAAUUGAAAGUGAAACGCUGCUUACGUUUGAAUAUUUGCACUUUUCCUCUCACUUCUGACGAGAAUGGCUGUAAACACCUGUAAAAGACCACGUUUACUGUGCCGUGCGACGCCUCGCUCGCUGCCGUCCGUCCGUCUGCAUGUCCUCGCUUUUUUGAGCUUUGAGAAUUUUUACCGAGAACUUGUGAGAAAAUGUGGCUGCUGCAGCUUCUAGAGGCUGAGCUAGAAAUUCUGUUCUUGCCCGUACGUGUUUAGUGUGCAUGUACGUCUUGGAAAAAAUUGUGAGUGGUGUAUGAGAAAGAAAAAGGAGCUCCACCAGAGGCAGUGCUGUGCUGGAGGAGAGAAGCAGUGAUGGGUGAUCACUAGCUCCCCUCAAACCUCUGAACCCCUGCAGCUCCAACACACCUCCUCCAUCCUGUUUACUUUCCUACAUGCUCUCAAGAUCUCAUGGGGGGGGGGGGAAUCAUCUAAAAAAUAACUUCACCGUUUUCCUUUAUUUAGUCUAACAUUUUGCCAAUUUUACUUAAUUUAUUUUUUGUAUAUAAAGCUUUUUUUAAAUAUAAUUAUAUGUGUAUAGCGCAUAUAAUUAAUUUAAUUAUCCAUGAGCUUGAAAUCCCACUGUUGAUUCCCCGUACAAGCCUUACUUUGUACAGGGGUCAGGCUGGUGAUUUUCCAUCACUGUUUGUUGCGGAUCGAUUGAUUUUUACAUGCACAAGAAAGGCUCAAAAGCACAGCACGGCACAGCCUCCAGUGAGCCCUCACUGUGCUCUCUCUGGCUUUGUGAAAUGACCACAGCGGAACCAGAGGGGGAAAGAUCAGCCACAGCACAGGGGGCAGAAACUCAUUUUGUCCGCAUUUCAGGCCACAAUUAAAUCCAGAGGAAGAGGACAGGGUUGUGUACAUAGUGAGGUCAGGGAGUGUUGGAUCAGAGGCAGGGAGCUGUUUGUCUUGUGCUUACGUCCUGGUGUGUGUUUCUAAGGUGCCUGCUGUGUCUGUGUUUGUGUGUGUCCGUCUCAUGCCGUCUCGUGGAGAUCUCCGAAUGUGCCCACCCGCCUGUGGCAAGUCGCUGAAACCGAAGCAUGGCACAUCCCUAUGGAAUGCGUUGUUACCAUGUAAAUAUGUACCGAUAUAAAUAAGCUAUUUUUUGCAUGCUUUUUGUAUUCCUGUACAUAAUCGAAUAAAAUAAAAUAAGAAAAAUCCUAAAAAAAACAAAACUUUGGCU